UCUGGAUCCAUGCAUUAUUGUACCACUGUAUCUUCUUCGACUUCGAUAUCAGCUUUCAACGUCCAGUGUCCGGUGCGGUUGUCCAAACUCGGUUGCUCAGCAAUGAAAAUCAUUAUAUUUCCCACCAUUCACCACAUCCCUUCUUGCAUGCCUCCAAGUUCUAUUGUGCUUAGAGCACACCAUGCUGAGCAAGUCGGCCAGUAUAUGUUCACACCGAUUUUGAGGCCAGAAGUUCGAACGGCAAAGAGAAUUGGGACUUGGAGCGGACAUGAAUGCGCGGCACAGAAUGUCCAUCGCAAGCUCGAUUAUUGCAUGAGCAUCAUGUCGCCGGAGCUGCACAAUUACUUUUGGCGAUGCAGCGAUACAGCGAAACAGCGAUACAAUAUGGUGCUGGACGUGGAAGGGAAUCAGCAGACCCGUAGUGAAAGAAAGGUCAGUCAUGAUAUUGUUAUCGCGUUGGUGUAGCCAUUGGAUGCCUGGACCCGUCAAUCCCUCUAAAAGCCACGGAAUGAUGUCUAAUCAUACACUGGCAAUGCAUCCCAACGCCUGGUCACCUCGUCCGUUACGAGACAUCUACCAUGUUUGCAUAAUCUGUUUCGCAGCCCGGCACUAUGAGUCGUCGAAACUACUUCCUCUUGUUCUCCGUCUGUUCGCGCUCUGCAUGCGCCGAGUUGUUCUGCGGAUGCAUUGGUGCUUCUCCCACCAUCCUCUUUUUCCAUUCGAUGAAUUCCACAUCCUUCUCCUCGCCCAUGUACUCGGCCCAAGCGGUGAAUUCUCGGUUGGUGCGCUUUUUCAGGGGUGGCAUGUCGGAGCUGCUUCGAUGGGAACGAUCAUUUCGGUGCUGGCUUGUUGGUGUCUCUUUAUGGAUGCGGUCUAUUUUGUCCUGCAGACAUCUUGUGUCCUCAAGACCUUGGCCCUUGGAUGGCAUAUUGGCUGGUCGUUUGUCUUGCUGUGUAGCUUGUUGUGUCGCGGAUGAUCCGCCUUCAGUGGAUCCUGUCUCGCUUUUCGAUGAUUCUUGUGAAAGGAAAGUGUGAAAGGACAGUAUAUUCCUAGUACUGGGCUUGAACUGUUUUGGAACGAUGCAUACUAUCCUAGAACGUGUGGACAUACUGGAUCUUGUUGUAGAAUA
This is a messenger RNA of Exophiala dermatitidis NIH/UT8656, 1129 nucleotides long. RefSeq lists its product as uncharacterized. Bases 440 to 976 code for a protein of 178 amino acids. Lineage: Eukaryota; Fungi; Ascomycota; Eurotiomycetes; Chaetothyriales; Herpotrichiellaceae. The record is from RefSeq and is a predicted model, not a curated record. The transcript has a single exon.